AUGUCGAAAACUCAAGGCACCAGCUGUCAACAGAAACAGUGCCCCGCGCAGGAGGAGCAGGUUGAGGAGAAGGCAGAGGUAAAGGAGGAGCCAAAAGCCGAGGUUGCCAAGCAGGAGACCAAAGAUGAAGAGACCAAGAAGGAGGCAAAAGAAUCAAAAGCCGAAGGUUCCAAGAAGCACGACAAGCCUGAAACAAAGAAGGCAGCAAAACCCGCAUCUCCACCAAUGGCGCCUUUGCCUCCCGGCGCGCAAGCCCCUAAGGCCAAAGCAAAGGCUGUUGCCAAACAGCCUGCAAAAGAUACGAAAGAGGCAAAGGCGCUUCCCAAAAAGAAGGUGCAGCAGCCGGGACCCCCUCAGCAGCCUGGUUUGAUCACUCCUGAGACGCAAGCACCCAAAAAGGGAGGCAAAGGAGAGAAGGGCAAGGGGGCCGGCAAGAAGGGCAGCUUUCCAGGUGUACAGCUUUGUGUCAGGAACUUGGUGAAGGAUGCAACUCCAGAACAGCUCCGAAGCUUGUUCCUGCCGUUUGGUGAAUUGAUUGGCGUGGACGUUAAGAAGAAUACGGAUGGCACAUGCCGUGGCUAUGGCUUCGUGACCUUCACCAACAUGGGUGACGCCAACAAGGCCAUCACUGGUAUGAACAACAAGCAGGUGGAGGGCAAGAACCUCAUUGUCGUGCUAUCUGAUCGCCAGAAAGGGACCACCAAGGCAGAACGUGAGGCAGAGACCCAGGGAAAGGGCAAGGGCAAAGAGCCCAAAGGUGAAAAAGGAAAGGGCACUCAGGGCAAAGGCGGCAAGGCCGCAACCCCCGCCCCAACGCCCCAGGCCGGAUGGCCGUAUGCCCAGAACGAGUCUGCCUAUCCCUAUGCUGGCUACGGCUAUCCCAUGGUCUCGCCCAUGGCUGCCUACGCCAACCAAGGCUAUCCCAAUUCGCAAGCGGCUGCUAUCGCGAUGCAGGCCCAGUUGCUCAGCCAAGCCCAGCAGGCAUUCCAGACCCAGCAGGCUUUCUACAGCAGCCUGACCGGCCUGAACGCUGGCCUGAAUCCGUCACUCAGUCCUAGCAUUGGCGCCAGCAUUGCGCCAUCUCCUCCAGCGGUGAAAUUGCCAUCUGCGCCAGCUCCACCCAGUGCACCAGCCUCAGGUGAUCGGCCUGUACUCAACCAAGAGUAUGAAGGAAAUCUGAAGUCCAUCAGUGCCAAGAACGGAUACGGCUUCAUCUCAUGCGAUGAGACAAAGGCUCACUACAAGCGAGACGUUUUCGUGGAUUCAGCGCUUCUCCCAGAAGGAAUCCAGGUGAACGACAAGGUGAUUUUCUCAUUGGCUCUCAGCGAGAAGGGGCAUCCACGUGCAACCUCCGUGAAAAUGGUUGGACAGGUCCCAGCUCGCUGA
Effrenium voratum is the source of this 1386-nucleotide messenger RNA. The record is from the annotation of a GenBank genome assembly. NCBI's taxonomy places the organism in Eukaryota, Dinophyceae, Suessiales, Symbiodiniaceae.